CGUUUAACAAGCGUGUAUUAAGUAUCACUAGAUUAUGCGCUUCGUAUGUAGGGUGCGCUGCGGAAAACUAGGGAAAACCGUGAAAAGUUUUCUGUAUCCAGUGUGCCUUUAAUAUCGUUGCGGGACAGUCGUCGGUAAUAAUUAUCUCUUUCAUCUAACCGUUUGUUUACGCUAGUGAAAAUUGUUUUAUAUAAAAUAAAAUAUUCACGUGAUGAUGAGAUUUUCACAAAGUGGUCGCUGAAUAAGAAACUAAAAAUAGGUGAUUAGAACGAUACGAAGAUGAUAGUGAUUUUAAAAUGAUUUUUGAGUAUUUCUUCUGUAAACUAAAUUAAAUUUUUUAAAAAUUAAAAAGUGCGAUUAUAAACUUUUGUGUCGUAUCGAGGAUAUAGUUUUAAAUAGAAAGUGAACUAUUUUAAUUUCAAUCAUCAUGUUAGAAAUGCAAUUAAAAUUGAUAUCGAUAUGGUUGGUGACGUUUCAAUGGAUCUCAAAUUCAGAUGGUUCGAUCGAAUCGCCGUCGCAGAGCGGCAACCUCAACUACUGGGAACAGCCGUUCUCGCAGCCCUACUUCGACAACGCCACUAGACGCGACGUGACCGCGACCGUGGGCCAGAUGACGUACUUACACUGCAGGGUCCGAAAUCUCGGCGACCGAUCGGUGUCGUGGAUCAGGAAACGUGACCUGCACAUAUUGACCGUGGGCAUACUAACGUACACGAACGACCAGCGUUUCCAAUCGCUGCACUCGGACGGGUCGGACGAGUGGACGCUCAGGAUCACGUCGCCGCAGAUCAAAGACUCGGGGACGUACGAGUGUCAAGUGAGCACCGAACCGAAAAUCAGCCAAGGGUUUCAGUUGAACGUAGUCAUAUCGAAGGCCAAGAUCAUCGGCAACACGGAAAUGUACAUCCGGAGCGGGAGUGACAUAAACCUGACGUGUGUGGUGCUGGAAACGCCGGACCCACCCAGCUUCAUCUACUGGUACAGGGACAGGGACGUGAUCAACUAUUCAGGCCGCGGCGGCAUCAGCGUGGUGACCGAGAAACAGACACGGACCAGCAGGCUACUGAUAUCCAAGGCCCAGCCACCCGACACUGGCAACUACACGUGCGCCCCGUCCGCCUCGGACUCGGCCAGCGUCACCGUCCACGUCCUAAACGGUGAACACCCGGCGGCCAUGCAACACGGCAACAGCAGCAACAGCGCGGUGACCAGGCUGCUGCCGAUUUUCCUGCUGUUCGUGUGCCAUUCCAUUCAGGUGCUGUUGGUCACCGACGUGUACGUGCCCACCCGCGUCGUCAAACUGACCAGAUGAACGGCUACGCGCACACGCGAUUAAAAUCAUUAUAUUAUUAUUAUUAUUAUUAUUAUUAUUAUUAUUAUUACAACUAUACUUCACGUGUACACCGCGUGUUUCAACAAUAAUUUAAAAGAAAAAAAAAGUAAGAUAAAAACAUAUGUAAGAACGUGAGUCACCAUUGUGGGGAAAAAAACCACGCAAGCUUCCACCGCAAACGCCGUACGAGAGCGGCAAGUGUGCAACGAUAUAAUUAUUGAUAUUAUAACUGUAGGAAAUUACUAAUUAACGUCGUAAUUAUAAAAAUGAGACGUACCGUGGUGAAGUGGGUCGUCGAGUGAAUUUCUUGAUUUUCAUUAUUUCCACACAAUAUUACUAUCGUUAUUAUUAUUAUUGCGCGUAGGUGGUACCGAAGACUUACCAUCGUGUGAUUUAUACCCUCGCGGUGUUCCACUGUUUAACGCUCGCUUGUCGACAAUAAACGACGCGUUAAACGAGUGUGUGUGCGUGUGUGUGUGAGAGUGAGGGGGAGGGGAGAGAGGGAGUGGAGAGCGAUAGUAUUAUAAUGUAAUUUAUUAUACACACGCCGUAUUAUUAUCGUCAUUAUUACUAUCACUACCGCGGUUCGGGUCGUCGCGUUUGUCGUGGUUCGGGUGGCGUUCGCAGCGUCAAAAAUCAUUUUUUUUUUUUUUACAUACAUA
Myzus persicae (green peach aphid) is the source of this 1995-nucleotide messenger RNA. Its product is annotated as protein amalgam-like. Gene Ontology annotation, biological process: synapse organization. Bases 428 to 1312 code for a protein of 294 amino acids. The record is from RefSeq and is a predicted model, not a curated record. The transcript has 6 exons. Gene Ontology annotation, cellular component: neuron projection membrane. Lineage: Eukaryota; Metazoa; Arthropoda; Insecta; Hemiptera; Aphididae.